AUGGAAUCAAAUUCCACCAAAGCAGAAGUCAAAGCGAAUUCCCAAGAAAUAAUAGUAAAGGAUUCGCCUUGUUUCAACAAGGUAUCUUGCUUAAUAAAGGAAGAGUACAAACUGAAUGAGGAUCCAAAAGAUGAAAUGUUGAGUACGAGUUGUCCAGGUGGCACAGUGAAACCAGCGCACAUUAGGAAAGCAAUAACCGAAUUCCUUGGUGAGAAGUCCACAAAUGGACACAAAAAAAGUACCAAGAGAGACAUCACCAUCAGUGGGUGUGGGCAUCGAUUAUUGAGCUUUCCCGCAAAUCUCCAGCUGAUGAAUGGAACUUCCGAGGUGAAAGAUAACUUAGUAAUAGAGAUUCGAGGGGGAAGAAAUGCAUUAGUAAUCGACGAAGGGGAUCAAGAUCAGGGAGGUUAUGACUUUAUUUGGCACAAUCGAAAAUCUUCAUUUUUCCGUCUUAUUCAGCUUCACACGGGUGAGGUGAUAAUGCAAUUAAAGCAAGCGGGUGAUUAUGCAAUUGGUGAUAUCGAUGAUUUGAGGUAA
Molecule: messenger RNA, 537 nt
Organism: Acaulospora morrowiae
Lineage: Eukaryota; Fungi; Glomeromycota; Glomeromycetes; Diversisporales; Acaulosporaceae
Source: the annotation of a GenBank genome assembly